Messenger RNA from Rhinocladiella mackenziei CBS 650.93, 1425 nucleotides. RefSeq lists its product as uncharacterized. NCBI's taxonomy places the organism in Eukaryota, Fungi, Ascomycota, Eurotiomycetes, Chaetothyriales, Herpotrichiellaceae. The transcript has a single exon. The record is from RefSeq and is a predicted model, not a curated record. Bases 1 to 1425 code for a protein of 474 amino acids.
AUGGCUGAUUCACAACAACCUCAACCUCAAUCGCAACAACAUCCCCUAUCUCUCCGUCCUGGUGGCCCUUCGCCUUCAUCUUCUCCUCAACCUUCACAGCCUCUCCAGUACGAGUUCGAUUCCGACAUGCCACCUCAUCAAACGCGUCAUGCGUCGGGCUCCGGCUCCGGCUCAGGAUUCGGGCCCAGCUCGGGCCAUAUCAUGGGACCUGCUCCGUCUCAAUCACCACCUUUACAACCGCCUUCCAACGCGAAUACCUAUGGCGGCCGAUUUCCCAGCCAAUACUUCCCUCCCCAAUCACCGACCAAUGAACCCGGCACAUCUUCAGGAAACCCGUUCGCCGAUGGGCCUCGCUCUCGAAGCAGCACCAUGGGUCAAAACUAUCCCAUCGCCGUCUCAUCGUCGUCGCAGAAUGGCCCACCCACAAUGCCCAUCUCACCACCACGGCAAAAUGCCCAACCACUGAUCGCCCAACACAGCGGUUAUGCUCAAUCCGCCCGCCCCGUCUCCCGCUCCGCCGCCCCGGGACCGUCCGGCACCAACUCCAUGCCCAUGAUGCCCUCGAUGCCUGCCGGCAGUGGACCGAGCACGCGACCCACCAGUGCCAAAUCUCCCUUCUCACCCCCCGUCACCUCUCCUCCACGCCCCCGCCCGCAUCAGAUUCUUCUCAUCAACCCUAACUCCACCCGAUCCAUGACCGAAGCAUGCCUCAACUCCAUCCGCCCCGUGAUCCCCACGGGUGUCGAAGUGACCGGCUACACCGCGCCCUACCCCGCCCCCACCGCCAUAGAAUCCACCACCGAUGCCAUCAUGUCCACCGAAGCCGUCCUGCGCGAUCUGGCCAAACACGCCGCCUCCAACGGCGAAACGGUGCAAAAUUUCGACGGCAUGCUCGUCGCAUGCUUCUCCAAGCACCCUCUGAUCGACGCCCUGCGAGAAUCCUACGACGUCCCCAUCAUCGGCAUCAUGGAAGCCAGCCUGUAUGUGUCACGCAUGCUCGGUGGCCGCUUCGGCAUCGUCGCCACGGCCCAACGCUCCAAGAUCCUCCAGGACGAUCAAGUCGCCGCGUACGGCCUGUCGCACUUCUACAUCGGCAGCGAAGCUACCCAUCUGGGCGUGCUGGAGCUCGAGUCCCGCCCGCGCGACGAGGUCUCGAAGCGCAUUGCCCAUGCGUCCCGGGCACUGGUGAUGAAGGGCGCCGACACCAUCGUGCUUGGCUGUGCCGGCAUGACGGACCUCACGCGCGCGGCGAAGGAUGGUGUUCGUGACGAAGACGGAAGGAGGACGGUUAAUGUCAUUGAUCCGGUCGAGGCGGGUGUGAUGAUCUUGGCGAGUUUGAUUGGCAUGGGCAUCCCCACGAGUAAGAAGGGUUUGUUCAAAGGUGAGAAGGAAGUCAGGAGGACCCGAGGUCAGAAUUGGUUGUGA